AGCAGAUGAACAACCACCAGGCAGGAGCGCCUCCGUUCAGCUACUAUGGAGCAACAAGCCAGAGCUCAGACUGGAGACAUGUACAAGUUUGUGCCACAGAAAUCUAGCAGAUUUAUACAAAAUAUGUUUGUCUAUUGAAGAAAAACAAGGAAGGAAAAAAGAGAGGAGAGUGGCAACAAAAAGCUUUUUAUGAGGAUGAAACCAAUGUUAGUGUUCCAGUGAUUUUGUCUGCAUCAACAUCAAGUCGAGUGAGAAAAAAGGCUGAGAAAUGGAUACACAUAAGAAAAUGUAUCAUGAGAAAGCAGCGCUGAUAACGGAUGCGAGUCAGACCUGAGCUCAUACUUUCUCCCUGUCCAGCAACAGUACUUUAAUGGUUGGAACUGUCCGCCCCAAGCUACAUUACUGCCCUCGCAGACACAGCCUGAUGAUCACCGGUGCCAUGGGAGCGGUGCGGGUAAAUAGAUACAGCAUCGUUGCCACAGAUGAAGAUGUCCUGAAGAUCUCCAGCCUGGGCCUCCACAAUGGCCACAGUCCUCUGAAUCAACAGAUACUGUCUGGAACCUGUAUGCGGGGUGAGGAAGGAGGAGGAGAGUGUCCAGGAGGGAACGAGGGAAGAGGAGCUUUGUCUUUGAGAGUGACAAAUGAGCCCAUCAUCCACAGCAGCUGCCGAGCUUCACCUUCAUGUCAUCUCGGUCUUGAUCUGGGCUCUGGCCGCCUGCGCAGCCGCUUUGUGAAGAAGAACGGCCAGUGCAAUGUGGUAUUCAACAACAUGGAGGGUAAGCCACGACGAUACCUGGCUGACAUUUUCACUACCUGUGUGGACAUACGCUGGCGUUAUCUUCUGCUCAUUUUCACUACCACUUUCCUUCUUUCUUGGCUGUUGUUUGGCGUGGUUUUCUGGGGAGUGGCACUAAUUCAUGGAGACUUUAAUCUUCAUAUUCCUUUGGAGGAAGGGGAUACCCAAAGCAACGGAGAAGGCGAAUGGCGCCCAUGUAUUCUCCACAUCCAGGGGUUCAUUGGAGCAUUCCUAUUCUCGAUAGAGACUCAGACCACCAUUGGAUAUGGUUUCCGAUGUGUCACUGAAGAGUGCCCAGUUGCUGUUGUGACCGUUGUGGUUCAGUCGAUUGUGGGCUGCAUUAUUGACUCUUUCAUGAUUGGCACCAUCAUGGCAAAGAUGGUGCGGCCCAAGAAGCGGGCACAGACCUUGCUGUUUUCGCAUUAUGCCGUCAUUGCUAUGAGAGACGGUAAGCUGUGCCUCAUGUGGCGCCUGGGGAACAUGCGCAAGAGCCACAUUGUUGAAGCACAUGUGCGUGCUCAGCUCAUUAGGCCACACGUAACGGCAGAGGGCGAGUAUCUCCCUUUGGAACAAACAGACAUUGAUGUUGGCUAUGAUGACGGGCUGGAUCGGCUGUUCCUGGUAUCGCCACUGGUUGUGGUCCACGAGAUCAAUGAGAACAGUCCUCUGUAUAACAUGAGCCGCGCCGACUUGCUCAAGGAAGAGUUUGAGAUUGUGGUCAUCCUGGAGGGGAUGGUGGAGGCCACAGCUAUGACCACACAAGCCCGGAGCUCCUACUUGUCCAAGGAGGUCCUGUGGGGUCACCGCUUUGAGCCUGUGGUAUUUGAGAAGGGUGCGCGCUACCACGUGGACUAUUCCCGUUUUCAUAAGUCCUACGAAGUGCCAUCUACGCCUCACUGCAGUGCCAAGGAACUGAGUCAGAUGAAGGGCCGUGGCGGGCAAUCCUCAUCCUCCAGCUCGAGUUACUCCAGGUCUCCAUCACCAUUUACAAAGAGGGCAGCCCGCCACCUCAUGGGCCCUCACUCCCCCAGCGCUUUCUGCUACGAGAACGAGGUAGCUUUGUGCUGCGGGGAUGACGAGGAUGAGGAGAAUGUGAAAGAGGAGGCAGGGAGCCUGAACAUCAGAAGUGAAAGAGAGGACAUUCAUUUGGGUUUCAAAGAGACAUUUGUGGAGGAGCAGAAGGUGGAGAUGCUGUGUGUUCUGGACACGGAGAAUCAGAUCAGCCUUGACAGACUACAGCCUACCCUACCUUUAUACAUUAGCAGAGAGUCAGGGGUCUAAUCAAUGAUCAUGGCUGCACUUACAAAUGUUUAUUCUUUGUCCGUGUGCAUCCAACCAAAGUAUUGAACUAGUGUACAAAUUAAAGAUGGAGGAGGCGUGUGGUGCAGUGGACUAGUGCAUUGGUGUUCGGAUCAGGUGGUCACAGGUUCAAACCCCACUGCAGUCAGCAUGUUGUUGUGUCCCUGGGCAAGACACUUUACCCCAAAUUGCUCCUGUGGGGAUUGCCCACAGUAUUGAGUAUGUAAGUCGCUUUGGAUAAAAGCGUCUAACAUGUAAUGUAAUGUAAUGACAUUUAAAUUGUAUUCCUCGAGGAUGAAAUGGUUAUUUUUUCACAAAAUCCACUCAUACUGUAACUUAUAACUUUCUCUUGUUUCAGACAUUAUACACCUUCAGUUGUAACAUCAGCAUCUAAACAACGCACAGCUCAUCUACUUUUAAACAUGGUGACCAGGUAUUUCUCUCAAAUCAUGAGGUAUCUUGAACAUUUUAUUGCUUUCUUGUUUUAUUCAUUAUGACAGUGUAUGAUAUAAAGUUAAGUCAAGCAUUUUGUUCUUGAUUUCCAUUCAGUUUUUGUAAAUAGUAUGCUUUUGUUUAAUUUUGAAAUGGUUAUGCAUCAAAUAAAUACAUGUUAUGGGAAAGCCAUGUAUUUUAAAGGCAGCAUGAUGCACAUGCUCACACUGCCACACAAUUAUUUUCUCUGUCAAAAUAAAUUAUUUAUUAAUUUUCAUCUGCUCUCUUCCUGCCUGAGUUCUGUUACUUUUCAUUUGAUAAAAAGCUUUUUAUCUCAUUAUAGACAAUCAGGUAAAAAAUAAUUAAAUCCUGAUCCAAGAAACAGUAUUCAAAUGUGUUUGUCAAACACAGUUGAAGAACAAGCACUUUAUAAUUACUCUUAUCAUUAGAUAUAAACACUUUGCAACAGUGUGGAUGAACAAAGCACCUAAUAAA
This is a messenger RNA of Gymnodraco acuticeps, 3022 nucleotides long. Its product is annotated as ATP-sensitive inward rectifier potassium channel 12-like. Gene Ontology annotation, cellular component: plasma membrane. Bases 371 to 2077 code for a protein of 568 amino acids. The record is from RefSeq and is a predicted model, not a curated record. The transcript has 4 exons. Gene Ontology annotation, molecular function: inward rectifier potassium channel activity. Gene Ontology annotation, biological process: potassium ion import across plasma membrane; regulation of monoatomic ion transmembrane transport. NCBI's taxonomy places the organism in Eukaryota, Metazoa, Chordata, Actinopteri, Perciformes, Bathydraconidae.